AUGAAUGAGAGCUUAUUGUAUUUUCCAGAUGAAGAAUUGGAGGAAGAGGAGGUAAAUGAACAAUCUAAAUCCGAGUCUAUCUAUAAUAGUAAAUUUUCGGAUAUAAAGGGGCUUAAUAAGAAAUUAAUUUCUCAGUUAAGCGCUUUGGGAUAUGAAAAAAUGACCAAGGUUCAGGAAAUAGUUAUUCCAAAGAUACUUAAUGGAGGUGAUAUAUUAUUUAGAGCUCCAACAGGAACAGGUAAGACCCUUUCGUUUUUGGUACCAACAAUACAGAGAAGUUUAUUGAAUGAAAUAGAGAAAACAACUAUCAGUAGAAGUGAUGGUACAGUUAUACUAAUUUUGACGCCAACAAGAGAGCUUUGUAUACAGACUGUUGAGACUGCAAGAUUGAUUGUUCAAAAAAUGCCUUGGUGUGUAACUGGAUGUAUAUGCGGAGGUGAGAAGAGAAAAAGUGAAAAAGCAAGAUUAAGAAAAGGAAUUACAAUUUUAGGAGGAACUCCAGGUAGAAUUCUGGAUCAUAUUGACUCAACAAACUGUUUUAAGGUCACUAAUUUAAGAACUUUAAUAGUAGAUGAAGCUGAUAGAUUAUUAGAAGAAGGUUUUGGAGCAUCUUAUAAAAAGAUCUACCAAUUCAUCAUGAAUAAAGAUGCAAACUCUAAUGUCUGCGGAUUGUAUAAUGAAGAUGAUGAUGAGGAAUUAUCUAUGUUAUUAAAUGUUAAAGUUAAUAAAGAGAAAAGAUUUGACAAAAUUAACAAACAAAUUAUUUUGGUCUCUGCAACAUUAUCAAAACCUGUAGAAGAUUUAGCAAGAUAUUCUCUUAAGAAUAAUCCAGAAUGGCUUAUAUUGGAUCAAUACAAAGAAAUUGGUCACAAAAAAAGUGAUGGAGAAUUAGAAAUAGUUCAAGAUGCUUUAGAAGGAAGUCAGAAUAUUCCGAGUAAAGGAUUAUUUUCAGUUCCAAUUAAUCUCCGUCAAGAAUACGUGGUUGUUCAAGAUAAGUUCAGGAUACCUGCUCUUAUUUCUUUAUUACUUUCACGCACAGGGAAUGGAAAAAGAACUGUGUUAUUUGUUUCAAGUACUCAAGUUGUUGAGUUUUAUUUUGCAUUGCUGCAAAGUAUGAGAUGGCCAUCAAAGUUGCUAAUAAGAGGGGGGCCUGAUGUUAAGAAUUCAAUAAAAUUGUUAGAGAAUUUUAAAAAAGAGAUUGAUAAUAAAGAUUUGCGUAAUGAAACAGAAAAUGGCAAAAUUCAUAAUAAAUUUAAGAUGAAUAAGAAGAAAAGAUUUAAUGACUAUGAUAAUGAAUCUGAUAGCGAUUUAGAUAGUGAGAUUAUGAUUUCUGAUUCUGAUUCUGAAUUUGAAUCAAGAAGGAAAGAUAAGAAAAGAUCUGAUAAUAAUAAUUUUUUGAAGGGCCAUAAGAAAUGGUUCACUAACAAUUCGCAGUUAAUUGAGAAAUUUGAAAGUAUGUUUGAUAAUUAUAUAUUCAAAAAUUCUAUUUUUGACGAUGAAGUAGAAGAUAAAGAGUCUUCUAAUAUAAUUGGUGAGAAUAAACAUUUUCAUAUUAGUGAUGAGAUGGUUUCUAAUAAUGAGAACAUAACACAACCACCGAUUUUUAUGCUUCAUGGGCAUAUGAAUAAAGAUGACCGUCUUGGACAAUUAAGUUCUUUUGAAAAAAGUAAGAAAGGAGGAGUUAUUAUCACCUCUGAUGUAGCCAGCCGAGGACUUAACUUUCCAAAGAUAGAUACAGUUAUACAAUUCGAUCCACCUCAAUCAAUUGAAGAAUAUGUACAUAGAAUGGGAAGAACUGCUCGUAUGGGAGAUAAAGGAACAGGAAUAAUUUUUCUUAGACCCUCUGAAGAGGGAUAUUUGGAAACAUUAAAGAGUUAUGAUAUUACAGGUAAAAAUGGAAUUAUAAAAUUAAGCGAUACUACAAUUUGGGAAGGUUUGAUAUCAAAUAACAGUAAUUCUGGUAAGAUAGAUGAUAUUUCUGGUUUCUUUUAUUCUAUUAUUAAUAAAAUUAUUACAUUGGAUCCAAAUGAUUCUCAUAAUGAAUUAUUAAAUAAGGCCAGAAGAGCUUACAUUGCUUAUGUAAGGUCAUAUAUGAGCUAUGAUCGUGAAUUUUCAAAAAUUUUUUCCAUUAAAAAACUUCAUCUUGGGCAUGUAGCAUCUUCUUUCGGAAUUAAUGAACAACCAAAUAAAAUCAUUGGGCAUAUUAAAUAUUUAGAUGGUAUUAUAAGCCAUAAGGAUAAAAUGAAUAUAAAUAGCAAGAUGAAUUCAAACAAAAAAAACAAAAUCGGUAUAAUUGAAAAUUCCAAAAGAACGGUUAGGGUAAUUAAUAAACCAAUAAAUAAAGUUAAUAAAGGUACAUCUAUUAGAAAAAAAAAUGAAAAUAAAUCAAAUUUCAAGGAUUUUAACUUAAAAUCUGAUUCAAGCAAAUCAGAAAUCAUUGAUAAGGCACUACAACUUAUGAAAAGUAAAAGCGAAAUUCAUGUUGAACGAUAA
Molecule: messenger RNA, 2493 nt
Organism: Cryptosporidium ubiquitum
Lineage: Eukaryota; Apicomplexa; Conoidasida; Eucoccidiorida; Cryptosporidiidae
Exons: 1
Coding region: 1-2493 (830 amino acids)
Biological process (GO): ribosome biogenesis
Cellular component (GO): nucleus
Molecular function (GO): ATP binding; nucleic acid binding
Source: RefSeq, a predicted model, not a curated record